AUGAGGCUCCUCCUGCCCGUGGGUUUGAUCGCCACCGCCCUGGCCGCUGCCCCCGUCCGCUUCGAUGGGGACAAGGUCCUCCGUGUGAAGCUGCAGGAUGGAAAACAAGCAAACGUCAUCAAGGACUUAGCCAAGACCAGCCAGCUUGACUUCUGGUAUCCAGACGCCACCCACCAGGUCGCUGCUGACAUGACGGUGGAUUUCCGAAUCAAUGCAAAGGAAUCCCAGCUGGUUGAGUCUGCGCUGGAUCAAAAUCAAAUGCACUAUGAAAUCUUGAUUCACGAUGUACAAGAAGAGGUUGAAAAACAGUUUGAUGUUAAAGAAGAUAACCCAGGCAGGCACAGCUAUGCAAAAUACAAUAACUGGAACAAGAUUGCUGCUUGGACUGAAAAAAUGGUGCGUAAGCAUCCUAAAAUGGUCUCUCGCAUCAAAAUUGGAACUACUGUUGAAGAUAAUCCACUAUAUGUUCUCAAGGUUGGGGGGAAGGAUGAAAGAAGAAAGGCUAUUUUCAUGGACUGUGGUAUUCACGCACGCGAAUGGAUCGCCCCAGCCUUCUGCCAGUGGUUUGUCUAUCAGGCAACCAAAACUUAUGGUAAAAACAAGAUUAUGACUAAACUCCUGGACCGGAUGAAUUUUUAUGUUCUUCCUGUAUUCAAUGUUGAUGGAUAUAUUUGGUCAUGGACACAGAACCGCAUGUGGAGAAAAAACCGUUCCAGGAAUCAAAAUUCCAAAUGCAUUGGAACUGACCUCAACAGAAACUUUAAUGUCUCAUGGAACUGUCUCCCUAACACCAGUGAUCCCUGCCAGGAGAUCUAUCGGGGUCCUGCACCAGAGUCCGAGAAAGAGACCAAAGCCGUCCGCGACUUCAUUCGAAGCCACCUAAAGUCAAUCAAGGCCUACAUCACCUUCCAGUCGUACUCCCAGAUGCUGCUGUUUCCCUACGGGUAUACAUCAGAACUGCCAGCGAACCACGAGGACCUGGCCAAAGUUGCCAAGAUCGCCACUGAUGUUCUAUCAACUCCAUAUGACACCCACUACACCUAUGGCCCAAUAGCAUCAACAAUUUACCCAACAUCAGGUUCUUCAUUAGACUGGGCUUACAACCUGGGCAUCAAACACUCAUUUGCCUUUGAGCUCCGAGAUAAAGGAAGAUUUGGUUUUCUCCUUCCAGAAUCUCAGAUAAAGCCAACGUGUAAAGAGACCAUGCUAGCUGUCAAAUUUAUUGCCAAGUAUAUCCUCAAGCAUACUUCAUAA
Molecule: messenger RNA, 1254 nt
Organism: Rangifer tarandus platyrhynchus (Svalbard reindeer)
Lineage: Eukaryota; Metazoa; Chordata; Mammalia; Artiodactyla; Cervidae
Source: the annotation of a GenBank genome assembly